Molecule: messenger RNA, 5322 nt
Organism: Brienomyrus brachyistius
Lineage: Eukaryota; Metazoa; Chordata; Actinopteri; Osteoglossiformes; Mormyridae
Gene: lonrf2
Product: LON peptidase N-terminal domain and ring finger 2
Exons: 12
Coding region: 981-3422 (813 amino acids)
Molecular function (GO): protein binding
Source: RefSeq, a predicted model, not a curated record
AAAGGAAUUCCCGGAGUAGCAAGGAAAUCAGUGGAAAUGAAAUAUCCAAGCAAACGCGCCUUUCUGUCUAUGAAGUGUAGAGCCGGGAAUGAGUUUAUAAAAUCGCCCGCGUGUAUCUAAAGUAGUUUAUUAAAACGGGAAUUCGCAAAUGUUGCCAGCGUCGUUUGAUAAAAACUAGAUCUAAGAUUACAUUUGUUACGAAGGUACGUCAAAGCCGCGCACGAUCUGUAGCAAUGUGGGACUGGAAGUUACAUCCGUGGCGAACCUCGUGUUUCUCGCAUGAGUCGCUCCCGGGUUUUGAAUGAGUGAGUAACACUGAGCUCGCCUCGCCGGAAAGCAGGGGCACGUCGCUCGAAAGUGGACGCGAACAAACCGGAGAGGAAGACUGAGAAAGUCCGGUCGAGAUCUUCGUCGUACCGAUUGUUACUCCCCCUCCGUUGUUUUAUUACCUCAUACAGUGAGAGGCGUGGAAAGGCACCGACAGACCGCCCUCUAUGCUCCGUGAGAACUGGAAAGCACAAAACAUUGUCUCCUAAACACGUCGGCUUGCCGCCUGCCCCCCUUCAGGGCUUUUUUUCUACUCUUGUUUCUUUUUCCGGUGGGGGGAAAACAGCUGCGGCUUUGACGUUUAUCCUCUUUUUUCCGCGUCACUUGGAUUUUGUGUUUUUUUUUUUUAUUUGGGUGUUUUUAUUUUUGGGAAGGAUGGGGGGUCUGAUGGGAGGCUGGGAGCUCCUGGGUUCGGGAUGAGGCCUAACUAGUGCCGUUUGCCCCACUUAGUUGUAUUUCAACGGGGGAAAGAAAAUGAAAGUCCCGGUACCAAUGGGCAAACGAUCGCGGAACCUUGAUGGUAUAUUAUUUUGACAGGGAAUUAUUUCCCCCUGUUGUCUGUGUGUGGUUUUUGUUUUUAUUUAAGGUAUUAGGCUGUUUACAGUCGCUUGUUAGCCUCCUGGCUAACUAGGCACACUCCGUUUUCGAUUAAAAUGGAGACAGGAAUCCAGCAGCACACAGAGCAGUUUGUCCAUGACAUCUCUAACCCUGGAGCUCCGGGUUUAUGUCCGGAAAUGCUGGAGGUGGCGGAGGAAGCCUGUCGGGCCGGAGAUUUCGACCUGGCUGCAGAAAUCUACGGUUCUCAGCUGGCCGAUCUCCAGCAGCCCGAUCGGGGGCUUUGCCUCCGAAGAGCGGACUCUUUGGUCCGAGCAGGACGGAUAGCCGAGGCUCUCGACUCCUACUGCACCGCUGCUAAUUUGAAGAAACUCCGGCCGGAGGAAUUAGGACUUCUGGUAGAAAAUAUCGCCCGGACCCUGCGGGAGAAAGAGCUCCCUGCUUGGGGGAAGGAGAGCAGUCAUCAAAGCGAACUGUCUAAAAACCCACAGAAGCCUGAGACCAAAGCAAGCUCGAAAUCUUCCGGGAACGGGGGCACCGAGUGUGGCGGAGAAGCGCCGGAGGACGAGCAACCUCUGGACCUGUUUUCCUGUCACAUUUGCAAAUUGUUGCUGUCCGAACCCACAACCUUACUGUGCGGGCACACUUUCUGUAAGCGAUGCUUGGAGGACGACGGCGUCAGUGAGUGCAAAAGCUGCAGAUACAAGCUGAACAAAACGGACUCGCAGAUCCAGCCCGUUGGCUUUAGGGUUAACGUGAUUCUCAGCAGCCUGCUGGAGAAGUGGUUCGACUCGGAAAGUAAAGCCCGGCGAUACUGGCUGGAGGGAGAAGCUAUGUGGAGGGAAAAGAGCUUAAAGGACGCGCUGGACAAGUACAACAAAGCUGUAGAAUUAACACCAACUGAUGUCAUACUUCUUGGUCAGCGUGCCGAGCUCCAUAUGGAGAUGCAGAACUUCACUCAGGCGCUCAAGGAUGGUGACGCCAUGUGCCGGCUCCACCCUCACCUGGCCAAGCCAGUUCCUGGCGGAGCAGUCGCAGCGUUCUCCCCCCCCGCUCGGCCUCCCAGGCUGCCAGUCGCUGCCGUCCUGCGACCCGUCUCCCGGAAAGCUCACACCAGCCCGUGUCUGCAGGCUCACAGCACGAAGGCUGCGGCGCUGAGCCAAGCGGGGCGCCAUGAGGAGGCCCUGCAGGAGUACCUGCUCUGUAUGGCGCUCAAGCCCCACUGCACCUCCGUCAAGAUGGAAGCACAGAAGAUCCUCAGUGAGAUGUUCUCCUCCGUGUUCGAGAACGACGGCCUGCCUACACCGCUGCGGCCUCACCAGCCAGCCCGAGUCAAGCCGCCACCCCUACUUUUCCUGGGCUCUGCCCAGCGCCUCCUCUGCAGUGAGAGCCAGGAGGCGGGCUCCUCAAAGGACCCCCCGUUCCCGCGAGGCGACGGUCCCAUCAAGCUGCCCUUACAGCCAUCACCAGGCAAGCAUGAGACCCUGACCUCUGUACUCUCAGACCUCAAGAGGAAGGGGCCCAGCGACACUUCUGGCUUUGCCCCCCCCUGCAAGGUCCUCAGACAAGAAGCCCCCUGCUCCUCUCAGAAUGCCCCUGUACCCUCGCGGUGCAGAGCGGUGCCCCCACAGCUGCUGGAAAGUGCAGAUAUGGAGUGUUCCCUCUGCAUGAGGCUGUUCUAUGAACCAGUUGCCACGCCCUGCGGUCACACCUUCUGCCUCAAGUGCCUGGAACGGUGCCUGGACCACAAUCCAAACUGCCCACUGUGCAAAGAGAACCUAUCAGAGUACCUGGCCACCAGGGGGUACAAAAAGACCCUGCUGAUGGAAGAGGUGCUGCGGCGUUACCUGUCAGAGGAGCUGGCUGAGAGGAAGAAGAUCCACGAGGAGGAGCUGAAGGAGCUGUCAAACUUAAACCAGGAAGUGCCCAUCUUUGUGUGUACCAUGGCAUUUCCCACAAUCCCCUGCCCGCUGCACGUCUUCGAGCCACGCUACCGACUCAUGAUUCGCAGAUCCAUGGAGACGGGAACCCGGCAGUUUGGCAUGUGCAUCGCUGAUGAGCUGAAGGGGUUUGCAGACUACGGCUGCAUGCUGGAAGUGAGGAAUGUGAAGUUCUUCCCUGAUGGACGGUCGGUCGUGGACACCAUCGGAGUAGCGCGCUUCAAAGUGCUGAGCCACGGCCAGAGGGAUGGCUACAACACAGCCAAGAUUGAGUACCUGGAGGACCGCAAGGUGUAUGGGGAGGAGCUGGCUGAGCUGCUAAGACUUCAUGAUUCUGUGUACGAGACCGCCACCAGCUGGUUCACCUCGCUCAAGGACACCAUGAGGAACCAGAUCCUCAGCCAUUUUGGCAACUUACCAGCACGGGACCCCGACCCUCAGGGCUGCCCGAAUGGUCCGGCUUGGUGCUGGUGGUUGCUGGCAGUCCUGCCUCUGGAGAACCGGGCCCAGCUCAGCAUCCUGGCCAUGACCUCUAUGAAGGACCGGCUGCUGGCCAUCCGACGUGUCCUCAUCUACGUGACCCGCAAAAGGGCGCGGUGACGUCCCUGCCUGGCCCCGCCCCUAGGGGGCAGGGGUCACGCUAAUAUGGAUUCCCAAAGAUUAUGGGGGUCAGCCUGGGCUGUCUGAUAUGCCUCAUACUAGCGCUCGCAUCCCACAUGGGCUUAACUCUUAACCCUCUGCACUGCAAUUUGAGCCCCUCCACCACCACAGAUCCAUCUGAUUAACCCCCCUCCCCCAGUCUCUGCUCUUUUACUCUCAGGUCUGGGCUGUAUUCUGGGUUCUGACUGAUCCAUUUUUUUUUCUACGUCGUACAUUUUGAAGAGAAUGAAACCAAAUAAUUAGUCAAACCUGAAAAAGUAACUAGAAUGUAGGCUUUUUGUUUUUGUGCUGCUAUUCUGACUGCGGAACCCUAAAAGAGAGAACAUGUGAGCCCUGAAAAAUAUGAAUUUUGGAACGUCUGGUCUGUUACUUGGGGCUCCACUCGUUUCGUCUGACGUUUGGAGGUGUUUGUGACUUUUUGAAAGUGUUACCAUUUUUGUGAUUGUGUGAUUUUAUGUUCUGCCAUUGUUGCACAAUGUUGUAUUUGAGUCUAAAAAUCAAGUGGAACUCUAGUAGGCAGGGCUUCUGCAUCACUCACAAAUCUGGACCAAUUAGCUUGGAACAGAAAACAGUUGACCAACUUGAAUGGUUGACCCAGCAAUGUUUGGUCAUGGCGGCCUGGUGCUAGAGCACCACUGAGACACCAGUGCUGUGCACAUGUAAAUGUAGCAUCCUUCACCUCAAGUUUACAUGCAAAGGCUACUGCCGUCACGGUCCGAGGCUGUCUGCGUUUUCGUAGACGUUAGAGGAAUGCACUGCUCGACUGGGUUUGAGGCUUUGAGGGACUGAAGGUACAGGUGUGGUUGCCAGACUGCACCACGCUGAACUGCAGUGGCUGGCCUGUCGCUUUGCGGUUAAGCCAAACUCUUCCAUCAGGCUGCGUGCAGUCUACUUUUGGAGUGUGUUUCGUUUUGUCUCCCAUGUUUUAUCUUGUUACAAAUGUCUUUUUUUUUGGAAAUGUGUAUCACUGGGUGUGUAUUUUGUAUGGUUGUGUUUACCUUCUUUAUUCGGUCUCUGAAUCUCCUCAGAGCUGGUGUGCUGUGGCUCUGUCAAUGAGAGUGUUGGUGCCGCCCCUGUUGUUUACGUUGGAGUUCGCUCCUAGACCAGGGGGAUGGUGGUGGCUGAGGUCAGACUUGCACCCCUUACUGUGAAGCCUUUUUGGUUGUUUUUUUUGGUAGAUGCAGGUCCCUCCUGGCUGCCUUCAAACUUGCCAAGUGAACGUCUUUUCAUUGUGAAAUUCUCCUGGGGGUGAGAGGAUUGUUACUGACUGAAUACUUGGUGAUCAAGGGAACUGUGCUGAAAUAGGUGGUUGUUCACUAUUUUCAAAGCACUUCCCUCGGUUUGGUAGUACGGGAUUAUUUUAUGGUCCUGUUUUCCUUUAGGUUUUGGGUAGCUUACUGGUAAUUGGCUUUUAAGGUUGAAUUUGCAUUAAUCCAGACCACCCUCAAGUAUGACUUUUUAUAAUUUUGAAUGAUCCAGUCAAAAUGGUACACAGAUAAUUAGUUUGCAGUUAGCUUUGAUAAAUUACUGCAGUUUUAUGUUUUUAUUAUUUAUUUAUUUUUUUUCUCAAUGUCUGUAUAUGUACUUGACAUUGUUGGUUUUUGUCUCAUUGACCCAAGUGGAUAAUUUUACCGUAAUUGUUUCUGGAACAAUGUACAAUUUGAGGCCUUUACAUGUUUUCUGUAAAAUAGUCUUCUUACACAUUUUAUUUCUAACCUCUGCGUUUGCCAUUUCCUAUGUAUAUCACACAAAAUGCUGCAUUUAUCGUAGUAUUUGUACAGUAAAAAGAUUUAAUUUAUUUUGUAUUUCAAUAAAACACCUGAGAUAUGAUUUGUCUGUG